Messenger RNA from Sitophilus oryzae (rice weevil), 2194 nucleotides. Its product is annotated as asparagine synthetase [glutamine-hydrolyzing]. Bases 443 to 2134 code for a protein of 563 amino acids. The transcript is spliced from 10 exons. The record is from RefSeq and is a predicted model, not a curated record. Lineage: Eukaryota; Metazoa; Arthropoda; Insecta; Coleoptera; Curculionidae. Gene Ontology annotation, cellular component: cytosol. Gene Ontology annotation, molecular function: asparagine synthase (glutamine-hydrolyzing) activity.
AUUUAAUCUCUGAUAAAAUUACGUGGCAACGCUGUAUUGCCGGUGGAAUACGUAUGCUCAACGGUGUCAACGUGACUGCUAGUGCUGUUUCUCCAUGGUUUCUCCGCAAUUUUAUUUAUUCUCUUAAAUUUAUAAUUCUAUAAAUUAAUUUAACAAAAGUUAACAAAGUAAAAAAUAUAUAAAAAAAUUAACAAUUGUAUCAUAAGCAUUUAAUAAUACUUAUUUAAGUUAUUUUUAACAUCUAAUUUAGCGUCCGACAACGUUGGAAUCUGAUGAAAUCGAUGGAAUCUGAAAAUCCGUCCACGUUAUGUUGCAUCAGUUUCAUUCUGGUCAGCGUUGUAUUUGGUUUAACCUGUGGUUUAACCUCCUGUUGGUGGAGUGUAAAAUCGUUUUAAUUCGUGUUUAUUUCUCCCGGCAGUUUAAUAUUUUGUAAGAAAAGAAAAUGUGCGGAAUCUGGGCAAUAUUUGGAUCAGAAAAUACUUUCCAUAUGUGUGCCAAUGCUUUUUCAAAAAUUACUCAUAGAGGUCCAGACGCCUGGAGAAUUGAAUAUGACAAACGAUUACCGAAUUGCUGUAUUGGAUUCCAUAGAUUGACGAUUGUGGAUUGCACUUAUGGUAUGCAACCUAUGAAACUUCAUCAGUACCCACAUUCUAUGCUUAUUUGUAACGGGGAAUUAUACAACUGUAAAAAGCUUCAAAAAGAAUACGAAUUCAAUUAUGAAACAUUCAGUGACGUAGAAUGUAUUUUUCAUUUAUAUGAAAAAUUUGGAAUUUCUAAAUGUGUGCAAAGCCUGGAUGGAGUGUUUGCAUUUGCCAUUGUUGAUGUUACAAAAAGGAAGGUGUUUCUUGGUAGAGAUCCUUAUGGUGUUAGACCUCUAUUUAGAGUCAUUGGCGAAAAUGGGGUACUCGCAAUUUGUUCAGAAGCUAAAGGCUUGACAUCCGUUGCAGAAAGUCUAAACGGAUUCAAGAAAAUGCUGGAACCUUUUCCUCCUGGAACAUUUGAGGAAUACGAUAUUUUAGAGAAUGGUACAGUGAAAUUGGUACAAAGUCAGAGAUAUUUUUCUCCAGGCGAUCGUCCAAGUUUUCAGCCUUUUUUGCCGUACGAAGAAUUGGAUGAAAAUAAACACGAAGAGAAUAUUGCUAAACUUUUAAUUAUGGCAGUGAAAAAACGGCUCAUGGCAGAUCGGAGAAUUGGUUGUUUAUUGUCAGGAGGAUUAGAUUCAUCCUUGGUUGCGGCUUUGUUAGUAAAGGAAGCAAAGAAGCAAAACUUAACUUAUAAAAUUCAAUCCUUUGCGAUUGGUAUGGAAGGAAGUCCGGAUCUCGAAAAAGCGCGACAGGUGGCUAAAUAUAUUGGAACUGAACACCAUGAAGUUAUUUUUACAGAGGAUGAUGUAGCGCAAGUUCUAGAUGAAGUUAUUUAUACUUUAGAAACUUCAGAUAUAACAACAAUUAGGGCAUCCAUAGGCAUGUACUUGCUGUCUAAAUAUAUCCUGGAGAAUACCAACACAACUGUGGUUUUUAGUGGAGAAGGAGCAGAUGAGGUGGCUCAAGGGUAUAUUUACUUUAGGGAUGCUCCAAGUGCUUCAGAGGCACACAAAGACAGUUUAAGGUUACUUAAGGAGAUAUAUUUGUUUGAUGGAUUAAGAGCUGACAGAACAAUGGCGGCACAAAGUUUGGAGCUCAGGGUACCUUUUCUUGAUCUCCAGUUUACACAUUACUAUCUAAAUAUAGAUCCAAAGCUAAAGCAACCCAAAGAUGGCAUUGAAAAAUAUUUACUUAGAUCUGCUUUUGAAAAUUCUAACAUACUUCCACAUGACAUUCUUUGGAGACACAAGGAAGCUUUCAGUGAUGGUGUGGCUUCAAAAAAGAAAUCAUUAUUUGUUAUACUGAAGGAAGUGGUAGAGAAGCGGUUGCCGGAACCAUAUGAUCAGGACAAUGUGACAAAGUGCUACCCUCAUUGUACUCCAAAUUCUAAAGAAGCGCUAUAUUAUAGGCAAAUAUAUGAAAAAAAUUAUUCGAAGUUAACAGCGAGUAUACUUCCUCAUUAUUGGAUGCCCCGAUGGGUUGAAGGCGUAUCCGAUCCAUCAGCAAGAUUUAUUAAGCAUUAUGCAGCAGAUGAAGAAAAAAUAAAAUAAAAUAUUAAUACAUGUUAUUAUAUCUUAUGUAUAUAAAAUAACAUAUUAUUUUUGUUUUAA